GGAAAGGAACUGCAGACAUACAGGAACGACCCUGUGCCCGCCUUGCCCUCACACGGGGGGUGCAGCGUUGGUUGCGGCGGCAUCUGGGGCAGCAGCUAUCAAGGCCCCCAUUCCCGCAGUAGCAGUGGAGCCUCUGCGCAAUCACGCCAGGAUCAGCGGUACUGCGGUAGACCCAGAAGCACGAGGAGCGAGCAGGUAGGCACAAGAGGAGGCCGGCAGGCUGUUCGACGUGUCAAACGACGUCGUGUCGCACAGAGCAGACAUGUCCAGCUUCGCUGUGGCGCUGUGGGUGAUGCUAACUGGACAACAGCCCUGGAAGGACUGGAGCAUGGUCGCCAUCACCUACAACAUUACCCGUGGAGCUCGGCUUCCCCUGGACGGGGUGGACCUGCAGCGCUGCCCACCAAAGUUGAAGCGGUUGAUCACGGCCUGCUGGGAGGCCGAUCCGCUGCGCCAGCCCGCAGCCGCGGAGGCGCUAAAAGAGCUGCUGCUCGUUCACGAGCAGGUCGCAAUGGGUGCACGGGGCGCUGCCGUGUCAUGCCUCGGCGUAGCCAGCGCCCCACUUCUUGCCCCUGUGUCGGCGUCUUCGGCUGCUCCGGCCAUAGUGGCUGCUGCUGAGGCGGAGGCGGCGAACCCCGUCGGGCUAAUAGAGACCACCAUUUACCUAGAAAUGCCAGGCUUUGCCCCCUCUGCAACAAAGGAGUAGAGGAUGAACGGCAUGUUUUACUUGAGUGUGAAGCGUACACGUGUGUCAGAUCAACGUACGGUAUCAGCUCUGAUUCAAUGAAGCGGGUUAUGCAAGGUGCUGACCAAUUUAAGUUGGCUUGCUGCGUACGUGAUAUUUGGUCUAAGCGCUGUCUUUUGAUUAGGCAGCACCACGACGGUGCACACGGUGUGCAAGACGCAACUAAAAAUCCAGUUCCAGGAGACGAGGGGCCCUUGCGGCUCGGUUAGUCUCGUUGCAGGUAUUAGGAAUGCACACUUCCCAUCCUGUAACACACACACACA
Molecule: messenger RNA, 1008 nt
Organism: Chlamydomonas reinhardtii
Lineage: Eukaryota; Viridiplantae; Chlorophyta; Chlorophyceae; Chlamydomonadales; Chlamydomonadaceae
Exons: 6
Coding region: 263-706 (147 amino acids)
Biological process (GO): protein phosphorylation
Molecular function (GO): protein kinase activity
Source: RefSeq, a predicted model, not a curated record